AUGGCAGAUACAGGCCUGAUUGAUGUAGGAGCCUCAGCGGCGUCAGCAGCUACAGCCCUGGAGAACUUACAGGUAGAGGCGAGCUGUUCAGUGUGCCUGGAGUACCUGAAGGAGCCUGUCAUCAUUGAAUGUGGGCACAAUUUCUGCCGGGCCUGCAUUACCCGUAGGUGGGAGGAACUGGAAAGAGACUUCCCCUGCCCGGUUUGCCGCAAGACAUCACGUUAUCGCAGCCUCCGACCCAACAGGCAACUGGGCAACGUGGUGAAAAUUGCCAAACAGCUACAAGCUGUCAAGUGGAAGACUCGAGAUGAGAGUCUCUGCCCCCAGCACCGUGAAACCCUUAACUUCUUUUGCUGCGAGGACCAGGAGCCUGUAUGUUUGGUGUGUGAGAUCUCCCAUGCCCACCGAACUCACACCAUCAUGCCACUGGAUGAUGCUGCACAGGAGUACAAGGAGAAGCUGCAAAAGUGUCUGGAACCUCUGGAGCAGAAACUGCAGAUCACCCAGUGCAAGUCAUCUGAAGAGAAGAAGCCUGGGGAACUCAAGUGUCGAGUGGAGAGUCGGUGGCAGCAGAUUGCCGGGGAGUUUGAGGAAUUACAUCUACUGCUAGAGGAAGAACAGCAGAUUCUGCUCUCUCGACCAGAGGAGGAGGAGCAAGACAUUGGGCAGAGUCUUCGGGAAAAUGCUGCCCAGCUUGGAGAGCAACGUCGAGACAUUGCCCGCCUUGCAGCUGAGAUCGAGGGCAAGUGCCUACAGUCAGGUUUCGAGAUGCUCAAGGAUGGCAAAAGCACACUGGAAAAAUGUGAGAAGGUGAAGACCAUGGAGGUGACCUCGGUCUCCACUGAGCUGGAAAAGAACUUCAGCAGCUUUCCUGACAGUACUUUGCCCUAAGGAAGAUCCUUAAACAGCUGAU
Dromiciops gliroides (monito del monte) is the source of this 913-nucleotide messenger RNA. RefSeq names its product E3 ubiquitin-protein ligase TRIM39-like. Bases 1 to 891 code for a protein of 296 amino acids. NCBI's taxonomy places the organism in Eukaryota, Metazoa, Chordata, Mammalia, Microbiotheria, Microbiotheriidae. The transcript has a single exon. The record is from RefSeq and is a predicted model, not a curated record. Gene Ontology annotation, molecular function: zinc ion binding.